ACAGCAGUGUGGUAACAGAUAAUUAUGAGGGAACUAUGGAUGCAAUUGUGAUGAACAGACGAACAGUAACCAUAGCUUCUCUGCACUUUGCUAGCGUGGUCAAUGUCACCAACUGUCCACUUCGGAGAGUUAUUGUGGAACCAAGCACAAGUGCCUAUUUUUACGGCAGUGGUUUCUUGCAUCUUAAUCAAACAAAAACAAUAUCAAGUACGAAACUGAUGCAUAUUUCCAUGAGGUUCAGCACAAGUCAACGCAGUGCUCAGUUGCUUCUCAUUGUGAAUGACCAACAGGACACUUUUGUAUCUAUCUCUGUAUACGACCAUCAUCCAAUGAUCAUGUGGGGUUGUGGAAAAUAUGAUUGUGUUGGUAUAGCAUUAGUUACAGAUGUGAUAGUCAGCAAUGCUCCAAUCAGUUGGUACACUGUGGUUGUGAACAUCACAGCAGAGAAUAGGUACUGUAGAAUGGAUGCAAAUGUUAAUGGGCAGACAGUUACUGGAUUCCAGUUGGGCACGGUUGAUUUGUCAAGUUUGAACCAGAACUUGUACUUAGGAGGACUUCCCAACUCAUUCAACAGCUCGAGUGGUGCACUCAACAUGUUUUUCACUCACCUGCCUGGAUAUACAGGCUGCAUGAGAGAUGUCACAUUUAACUCUCUGUCUCCUCUUUAUUUGACCUCAGCUGUUGAUCACCUUAAUGUAGACUUUGUGCUACCUUGCGAUUUUGAGAGAAUAGAUGGUGCAUCGUUCAAGGGAAUGGGAUAUGCUCAGCAUCCUCCUCCAGCUGGACAUCAUUUAGUUGCUUUUAGCAUCUUGCUGAGGCCGCUAGAACAAAAUGGAAUUUUGUUUUAUACUGCAAGUCCAUCUAAUGUUAUUAUUAAUUAUAUCUAUAUUGCUGUGUUUCAUGGGGAUGUUAUAUUGCUGGCUGGUAGAAAUGGAAUGUUGUACAAGUUGGUUUCAUCAGGUUCUUACUUGCAUGAUGGAUUUAUUCAUUCACUGUCAUUCAUGAUAUCUGAUAACAAACUUCAAUUGAUUGUGGAUGGUGUGGUGGCAGCAACUGUGGAUGGAAUUGAUCAAUUUAAUGUUACAGAAAAUGUCUUUAUUGGUGGCAUUCCGUCUGAUGAACUAGAGAACAGUACCAGGAAGCUUAUUCCUGACAUUCCAGUAACUAGUGGAUUUGUGGGCUGUGUACAAGAAGGGAUUUUCAAUUACAAUGAGAGGAUUAAUCUUGGAUCUCCAUCAGCAGUACUUGAGAAUGUUGACCUACAGGGAUGUGCUGCAGCCCAAUUAAAACCAUCCGAGCCAACAGUAACACCUACACCUGUAUCUACUGCAAGCAUAAUUCCUUCAGUCAGUCCAAGUAUUGGCUCUUCAUCUUCAGUUGCUGCCCCAACACCAACUCCAACUCGUUUUCCUCCUUCUGUUCCACCUCCCCCUCUGCCUUUUUCGUCUUCAGUUGCUGCCCCAACACCAACUCCAACUCGUUUUCCUCCUCCUGUUACAUCUCCCCCUCCGCCUUUUUCAGAUGUCGCUCCAACACCAACUCCAACUAGUUUUUCUUCGAUUGUUCCUUCUCUUUCUUCCAGUGUGGCUGAGACCUACAGUCCAACAUCUGUUGCAUCUGCCACUGUGGGUCUGGCACCUACUCCAACACCAGUGGUUCCAGCUCCUUUGGUGUGUGCUGUUGAGCCCUCAGUAUUGGAUUCUGACGGCAAAACGACGUUGUCUAACGAGGAUAGCUACUUCAGAUUUGAUCUUCUAUCUUUCAGUGGAACGAGGACCGAUGUAGAGUUACGCUUCAGAACAGGGUCUUCUGAAGGUGUUUUCAUGUAUAUUGAGCAUGAUGAGCAUAAAGAUUUCUUUGGAGUGGAAAUGCGGGAAGGACGAAUUCGCUUGGCAUUUGAUGCAGGAUCAGGCAGAGUUGAAGUCACUACGAAUGAAAUGUACAAUGAUGGUGAAUGGCACACAUUUGUAGUGACACGUGAGAGGAACAAUGCAACUUUGAAAGUCGAAAAUGAGACUGUCACAACACCUCCCAAUAACCACACUCUGUCAAGUAUUGGCACAAACAGGAAACUAUAUGUUGGUGGCACACCAAUUACUGUCAAUGGUGCUGUGUUUAGUCCUAGUCGGCUAUUCAAGAGCUCAGAGACGAGUCGUCCUGGUGUCAUUGCUUGUUUUAAUCUGCUUACAGUAAAUGGUCUUUCAUACAGCUUUGAUAAUCCGAGUGACAGUAACUUAAUAGGAGACUGUAAGAAUAUAAACCCAGGCAGUGUGUUCUAUGAUGGAACUGGAUACUUUGGCUACUACUUGGACUCCAGCAGAAUUCAAUAUAGUAGCAGACGAACCACUUGGUUUCCUUCGGUCAACUUCACUAUUUCUUUGAGUUUUCGAACGUUUCAAAAGGAUGGUAUCUUGUUCUAUACUGACAAUCCUGAUAUUCCCGACUACAUUCUCAUCCAACUUGUUGAUGGCUCGAUCAACUUUUUAUUUGAUAAUGGAAAUGGUCCUGGUGAAGUUCUACUGAUGGUACCACCCACUGACUUCAUUACUGUGUGUGAUGGUAACUGGCAUGAACUGGUCGUGCGAAAAACUAGUGUGGUGGGUGAAAUUGUCUUGGAUGGAGUGCAUGUUGCUACUGGCAGUGCACCUGCAGGAACAGUAGGAGUGAAUACGUAUGCACCAUUGUAUUUUGGAGGCCUUCCUGAUAUUUCAACAUUUAAGACAAAGAACGACAUAAUUGGGUCUGAGUCUACUCACUUUAAAGGAUGCAUUCGAGACUGGCUGCUGGUCAGUUCAGUCUCGACUCUGGUGCCAAACUAUGGCGAAGAAUCCACUUUUCUUUACGGAAUUGAGCCUGGUGGUUGUGGGUUUGCUUGAGAAACGCCAGAUGUGAACUGUGUAGCUUAGAUCUCAAUUCAUGGCUAAGUCGUCACUUAUGAUUGUCUGAGGAAUGUCAUUCACAUUUUUAGAAACUUUUAAGAGUUUAAAGUUGUAGAGGUGGUAGUUGGUAGAUUGUUAGUUGUGAUUGAGUUUUGUGGUCUGGUCUUUGCUUGCUAACUGAACGGCUUGGUGCUGUGGUGUAGUACUGCGAUAUGGUACUGCAGUACUGUGGUAUCUUAUGAACUAGUAAUUGUUUAGUCUACUGGUAUGUGACUUAAAUUUCUUUGCAAUUGUACUGUUGGAGUUUCCUCUCA
Messenger RNA from Corticium candelabrum, 3193 nucleotides. RefSeq lists its product as uncharacterized. The coding region runs from base 36 to 2876 and encodes 946 amino acids. The transcript is spliced from 14 exons. The record is from RefSeq and is a predicted model, not a curated record. NCBI's taxonomy places the organism in Eukaryota, Metazoa, Porifera, Homoscleromorpha, Homosclerophorida, Plakinidae.